GGCUCUCAUCGCUUCUCUCAGACUGGAAUCCAUUGAACUCCUUCUAUUACCGUGCAAUGGAUCAACUAAAGAAAACUUUCGCCCGGUGUGCGCAGGAGGGCCGGCCAGCCCUUGUGACCUAUGUCACGGCUGGCUUCCCUACGGCAGCAGAGACUCCAGACAUUAUGCUUGCAAUGCAGGCUGGAGGAGCAGGUAUGCAAUACUUCCUAGCUUGUAUAAGUGACAACGUCCGCUGGUGUGCUAAUGAUGUGGUAGAUGUCAUUGAACUCGGUCUCCCUUUCACGGAUCCUAUUGCCGACGGCCCUACCAUUCAAAUGUCAAACCUUAAGACGCUCGAUAACGGUGUCACCAUAUCCUCUAUGUUGCAAAUGGUUAAGGAUGCCCGUCAAAAAGGUCUGCACGUUCCCGUUCUCUUCAUGGGUUACUAUAACCCGAUUAUGCGUUAUGGGGAAUCCGAGCUCCUCGCUGCGAGCAGGACAGCGGGGGUGGAUGGCUUCAUCAUUGUCGAUCUACCGCCCGAGGAAGCUGUUCGAUUCCGGAACCAGUGUAGAGAUGCUGGGUUAGUUACCUCUCUAAUACCAAUUGUUGAGGCAACAUGGCAUUGCUUGACCAUCCACUGACACGUAUCCUUUGGGCAGUCUUUCCUACGUCCCAUUGAUAGCACCGUCGACCACAGAGGACCGGAUGAAAACUCUCUGCGGAAUUGCCGAUUCCUUUAUAUAUCUUGUGUCCAGAAUGGGUGUCACUGGUGUCACUGGCACUCUGAGCCACG
Aspergillus neoniger CBS 115656 is the source of this 772-nucleotide messenger RNA. RefSeq lists its product as uncharacterized. Bases 57 to 620 code for a protein of 187 amino acids. The record is from RefSeq and is a predicted model, not a curated record. Gene Ontology annotation, molecular function: tryptophan synthase activity. Gene Ontology annotation, cellular component: cytosol. Gene Ontology annotation, biological process: L-tryptophan biosynthetic process. The transcript has a single exon. NCBI's taxonomy places the organism in Eukaryota, Fungi, Ascomycota, Eurotiomycetes, Eurotiales, Aspergillaceae.